AUGAGCAAGAAAAAUAAAGGAAAGAAGUCUUCGAAGGUGCAGAUACCACAAGAAAAAUUAACUCCUGGUGGAGAUCAGUUUUUUGGCUCGGUAAACGGUAUUCAAGUUAGAAGACAAAGUGAAUCUUCUUUUAUUGAAGACAUACAUGAAAAAGAGACACGAAAUGCUGGUCAAUUGAACGAACAAGAAUCUUUGAAUGAAGACUCACCAUAUGAAAAAGAUACACAAAAUACAAGUCAAUUGAACGAGCCAAAGCCUCAAAAAGGAAAUUCUGGUAAAAAAGCAAAAAGUAAGAAAUCAAAACAGCAAAAGAAACCAAAGAAAACUGGAUUCUUUGGUGGACUAUUCAGGUUUAGGACCUUAUUCAUAUUAUAUAUACUUGGAGUGUUUUUCGUUUGCCAUGGCAAAUCCCACAAGCAAUGUUCAUAUCCAGUUGAGCUUUUUUGUUAUAACGGUGUCUCCCAGUAUAUUCUUACACAUGAUUGGUUCCAUAAAUAUAUUGAGCCCGUAGUUGUCGAGGUUAAACUUUAUUCUGCAGAUUAUUCGAAACAAGCUUUGAUCGCUUAUGAGACCCAUGCAAAACCCCAUAUAAACCCUUACGUUGAAUCCGCUCAACCUUACAUACAAAGUGCUAAGGAAUUGUCUAUCGAAUAUGUAUAUAUUCCUGCUGAACAAGGAGUGAUGAAAGCUCAUGAAUUUUACAAUCAAAAUGCAAAAGAUAACGUGGAAACAUACUAUGGGAUGGCUAAGGAAGCAGUUGCCCCUUAUCUGAAUAAGGCUCAGAAGCAAGCUAGUAAUGCUUAUGAACGACUGAUUUACUAUAAUCAAAAGAAGGUUCAACCCUGGUAUAAUAACAAGUUUAUACCUUGGGUGAAAAAAUCGAAAGAGGCUAUAAUUAUCAAAUACAACGAAAAAGUAGCUCCACAUAUAAGUCAGUUAGUAAAAACUGCCAACGACAAUUAUCACAAGCAUGUUGUUCCCUUUUACGAAACUAAUGUCAAACCUUAUGUCGAGCCUUAUGUCGAGUAUUGUAUUACAGCUAUCACGGAGCUUAUACAAGACAAAAAGAAAACAGACCCUAAGGCUAAAAAGGAGGCUGAACGCAAGGCCAGAGAGCGCAAAGCUAAAGAGGAGGCUGAACGCAAAGCUAAAGAGGAGGCUGAACGCAAAGCUAGAGAGGAUGCUGAACGUAAAGCUAAAAAGGAAGCCGAACGCAAAGCUAAAGAAGAAGCUGAGCGUAAAGCUAAAGAGGAAGCUGAACGUAAAGCUAGAGAAGAAGCUGAACGCAAAGCUAAAGAAGAAGCUAAACGCAAAGCUAAAGAAGAAGCUGAACGCAAAGCUAAAGAAGAAGCCGAACGAAAAGCUAAAGAAGAAGCUGAACGCAAAGCUAAAGAAGAGGCUGAACGCAAAGCCAAAGAGGAAGCUGAACGUAAGGUUAAAGAGGAAGCUGAACGUAAAGCCAAAGAGGAAGCUGAACGUAAGGCCAAAGAAGAAGCUGAGCACAAGGCCAAGGAAGAGGCAGAAAAGGCUGCUAUAGCCGCUGCUAUUAAGGCUGUUCGUGAUACUGCUGCUACAAGUAUAUCUCGCGCUCGAGAAAACGUCAAUAUAGCUCUUAAGGACUAUGAGCUUAAAGCAAACUCCGCAGUAAAGAAAACGUCGGGCGACACUGAUGCUAAAAUAAUAUCUCUUAACAAAUUAGGUUCUGAUUAUCCUUCCAAACUUACAAAACUUGUUGAGGAACUCACAAAGGAUGCUAAGGAUGAUAUUGCAAUCAAAAUUGAUAAAGUAUCAGAAUAUGCCAGACAAACUAUAGAUACUGUUAAAACAAAUGUAAAAAGUGCUGAUGAAUUACUUGAUAUUUUAAACGAAAAAGUUAAUGAGCUGGAAAAAGAUAUUGUUAUUGUUAUUAACCGUAAUAUAAAUGAUAUCAAGACCAACGCUUAUAACAAAGCAGGAAAAAUAACUCUUGAUCAAAAAAUUUAUGAUGAGGUUGAUAGGGAUGUUAAUACUGCUUCACAGACUAUGACUGCCGAAUUUAAUAGUUCAACAUUAAAAGUAAAGGAGGAGAUCAAAAAAAUUGAAAUAAAGAUAACGUCUUUGAAGUCCACAGCAAGAAAUGUUGUUCAAGACAUUGUAAAUUCGACCAAAACGGUAACACAGGCCUUAAAGCAGCGUGACACUCCAGUAAUAGCAUCCCAAAAAGUCAAUAACGAACCAAGUUCGCUAAAAGAAUCAGCAAAAGAAAGUGACAAAGUACCUCCAUUGGUUGUUCAAACAUCAGGUGACCCUGUGUUGAAUAAAUUAAAGAGUCAAUUUGAUCCAGUUUUACAAAAAUUGAAAGCCGAAUAUAAAAAAAACAAGGAAAAUAAGCAAUCAGAAAAGAUUGUAAAGGGCGAUUCUCAUUAA
Messenger RNA from Dentiscutata erythropus, 2406 nucleotides. The record is from the annotation of a GenBank genome assembly. Lineage: Eukaryota; Fungi; Glomeromycota; Glomeromycetes; Diversisporales; Gigasporaceae.